AUGCCUUCGAAAAGCGCAAACAGCAUGAUCGCUGGCGCGGGAGGCGGCCUCGUCGCCAGCGUAGCGACCUGCCCGCUGGACGUGAUCAAGACCAAGCUCCAGGCGCAGCGCGCGGUCCACGGACAUGAAGCCUACCAGGGCGUGGUCGCGACCGUCAAGAGCAUCCUCCAACACGAUGGCUUCCGCGGGCUCUAUCGGGGGCUUGGUCCGACGAUCCUGGGCUACCUGCCGACCUGGGCGAUCUACUUCGCCGUCUACGAUGGGAUCAAGAGACAUUUUGGCGAACGGCCUUCGAACGAGGUCGACGGUGCGCGGCGUCUGUACCCCGCGGCGCAGGUCAAAGGCUACCAGCCUCUCGCGCGCGAGCACCCGUGGACGCUGCACAUCCUCUCGGCGAUGACGGCGGGCGCGACGAGCACGAUAUGUACCAAUCCUCUUUGGGUCAUCAAGACCCGCUUCAUGACACAACCACGAGAAGAAGGCCGAUAUAGACAUACGCUAGAUGCGGCAUUGACUAUUUAUCGCACCGAGGGCUGGCGGGCGUUCUUCCGUGGCCUUCUGCCCAGCCUGCUUGGGAUCACGCACGUUGCAGUACAGUUUCCCCUGUACGAGCAUCUCAAACGCGUAGCGGUAUCCCAAAUCCUCGGGUGCUCAGCCGUUGCGAAGAUGACUGCCUCAAUCGUGACAUACCCCCACGAAGUCGUACGAACGCGUUUCCAGACGGAGAAACGCCCGCUCAGCGAGAACGGAGACAGCCGUGAGCGGGGGCGCCGUGGCCUGGUUCGGACGACGAUACACAUCGUGAAGCAGGAGGGCUGGCGCGCGCUCUACCGGGGGCUGUCGGUUAACCUCGUGAGGACCGUGCCAAACAGUGCGGUGACGAUGCUAACAUACGAGAUGCUUGUGCGGUAUCUCAACCAUCGAUCCGGUUUUUCAUGA
Molecule: messenger RNA, 939 nt
Organism: Dichomitus squalens LYAD-421 SS1
Lineage: Eukaryota; Fungi; Basidiomycota; Agaricomycetes; Polyporales; Polyporaceae
Product: mitochondrial carrier
Exons: 6
Coding region: 1-939 (312 amino acids)
Biological process (GO): NAD transmembrane transport
Molecular function (GO): NAD transmembrane transporter activity
Source: RefSeq, a predicted model, not a curated record